CUCUCUCUCUCUCUCCAUCUGUCUCUAUCCCUCUUCGCCCGCCUGCCCUUCUGGAGCUUCAUUCCAAGAAGUGCAGAGGCCACCGCCCCUCUCGCCCUCACUCCUCCAUGAGCUGAAAAAACAGAGCCUUUCUCGCUAAACCCAAUAUUUUCUCAAACCCAACUUCACUUCCCCCUCUCUCUGUUUCUCUCUGUUUCUCUCUCCAAGAUGGGGAGGAUGAGGACCACUCGCCUUCCUCACUGCCACCUUCUCUUCCUCCUCCUCCUCCUCUGUUUCUUCUCCGCCGCCGCCGCCGACGACGCCGCCGCAAUGCUGGCCCUCAGGAAGUCCCUCGCCGCCCCGGCGUCCCUCGGCUGGUCCGACCCGGACCCCUGCAAGUGGGCCCACGUGGUCUGCUCCCAGUCCAACCGGGUCACCCGCAUCCAAAUCGGCCACCAGGGCCUCGAGGGCACGCUCCCCCCGGACCUGAACGCCCUCACCCAGCUGGAGCGCCUCGAGCUGCAGUUCAAUGGCAUCUCCGGCCCGCUCCCGAGCCUGAGCGGCCUGAGCUCGCUCCAGGUCCUCAUGCUCGGCAACAACCAGUUCGACUCCGUCCCCGCCGACUUCUUCGACGGGCUGUCGUCGCUGCAGUCCGUCGAGGUCGACAGCAACCCCUUCGCCGCCUGGGAGAUCCCCCGGAGCCUGCAGAACGCGUCCGCGCUGCAGAAUUUCUCCGCGAACUCCGCGAACGUGACCGGGACGGUCCCCGACUUCUUCGGGGCCGGCGACUUCCCCGGCCUGACCCUUCUUCACUUGGCAAUGAAUGAUCUUGGCGGCGGGUUGCCGGCGAGCUUUUCCGGGUCGCAGAUUGAGUCGCUCUGGCUCAAUGGGAAGGCCGGUAGCGGGAAGCUCAGCGGGCGGAUCGAUGUUAUAGCCAACAUGACUUCCUUGAGGGAGGUUUGGCUGCAUUCCAACUCCUUCUCCGGCCCGUUGCCGGACUUCUCGGGGCUCCAGGACUUGCAGACCCUGAGCCUGCGGGACAAUCUGUUCGCUGGCCCUGUUCCGUCAUCGUUGACGGGUCUCCAGUCCCUCCAGUCCGUCAACCUGACCAACAACUUGCUCCAAGGGCCAGUGCCCAAGUUCGGGAGCUCGGUCCAGGUCGAUAUGGCCGACGAUUCAAACAGCUUCUGUUUGCCAGGCCCCGGGGACUGCGAUCCCAGAGUGAAUACCUUGCUUCUGAUCGCGAAGUCGAUCGGUUAUCCGCAGAAACUGGCGGAGAACUGGAAGGGGAACGACCCGUGCUCCGGUUGGAUCGGAAUAACUUGCAACAAUGGGAACAUCACCGUCGUGAACUUUGAGAAGAUGGGCUUCAACGGCACCAUUUCCCCGGAUUUCGCCUCGUUGACAUCGCUGCAGAGGCUCAUCCUCGCGAGCAACAAUCUUACCGGUUCCAUUCCUGCUGAGCUUGCCACCCUCCCGGCGCUCGCGCUUCUUGACGUGUCGAGUAAUCAGCUUUAUGGUAAAGUCCCGACUUUUAAGAGUAAUGUGAUCAUCAAAACUGACGGUAAUCCCGACAUUGGGAAAGAUAGGAAUGGUAUUUCGACGCCCGGAUCCCCCCGAGAUGCUGCAGGUCCAUCAGGUAGUGCACACCGAAUUGCUAGCCGAUCACGCAAUAAGUCUGGUUUGAUCGGAGUCAUAGUGGUUUCUACCAUUGGCGGCUUGUUUUUGAUUGUCUUGCUCGGUUUGUUGGGUUUCUGUCUAUAUAAGAAGCAGCAAAAGCGGUUUACCAGAGUACAGAGCCCCAAUGCAAUGGUGAUUCAUCCCCGCCAUUCGGGAUCUGACAACGAAAGCGUGAAGAUAACAGUCGCGGGAUCUAGUGUUAGCGUCGGUGCGAUCAGCGAGACUCAUACUAUCCCGGGAAGUGAAGCUGGCGACAUUCAAAUGGUCGAAGCAGGAAACAUGGUGAUCUCUAUCCAAGUCCUGAGGAAUGUCACCAACAACUUCAGCGAGGAAAAUAUAUUAGGACAAGGUGGUUUCGGGACGGUGUACAAGGGGGAACUACAUGACGGGACAAAGAUCGCGGUGAAAAGAAUGGAGUGUGCGGUCAUUACCGGGAAGGGCAUUACGGAAUUCAAGUCCGAGAUUGCUGUUUUGACUAAGGUUCGACACCGUCACCUCGUCGGCCUGCUCGGUUACUGCUUGGAUGGCAAUGAGAAGCUUCUUGUGUACGAGUACAUGCCCCAAGGGACACUGAGUAGGCAUCUAUUUAACUGGCCUGAAGAAGGACGUGCACCGUUGGAAUGGACCAGAAGGUUGACCAUUGCCUUGGACGUGGCAAGGGGGGUCGAGUAUCUCCAUGGUUUGGCGCAUCAGAGUUUCAUACACCGAGACUUAAAGCCGUCGAACAUUCUCCUCGGAGAUGAUAUGAGAGCUAAGGUUUCGGAUUUUGGUCUAGUGCGUCUUGCACCGGAGGGAAAAGGCUCCAUCGAAACCAGAAUAGCCGGAACAUUCGGUUACUUGGCACCAGAAUAUGCAGUGACUGGCCGGGUGACGACAAAAGUAGACGUUUUCAGUUUUGGGGUGAUCUUGAUGGAGUUGAUCACCGGAAGAAAAGCACUCGACGAGAGUCAGCCCGAGGACAGCAUGCACUUGGUGACCUGGUUCAGGAGAAUGCACAUCAACAAGGAGACGUUUAAAAAGGCAAUCGACCCCACAAUCGAUCUCAAUGAGGAGACGCUCGCCAGCAUCAGCACGGUAGCUGAAUUGGCUGGCCACUGUUGCGCUAGGGAACCAUACCAAAGGCCCGAUAUGGGCCAUGCCGUCAAUGUACUGUCUUCUCUAGUAGAUGUGUGGAAGCCGACCGAUCAAAACCCCGACGACAUUUUCGGAAUCGACCUGGAGAUGUCGCUGCCACAGGCCCUAAAGAAGUGGCAGGCGUACGAAGGAACAAGUCAUGUGGACUCCUCGGCAUCGUCAUCCUACCUCCCGAGCUUGGACAACACUCAGACAAGCAUACCCAUGCGACCAUAUGGGUUCGCCGACUCGUUCACGUCUGGGAGAUGACAUCGAUGGUGGUGUAAAUGAAAGGGGGGGUGUCCAUUCUGUUUGCUUCUUGCUUUUGGUGUCUUAUUGUCAUUGUAAUCUAUCUUAUGAUUCUUUCAUGGUUUUCUUUAGCCUGAUAUGAGUUUUCUAACCUUUCUUUUUAUCCAUUGAUACUGUAGUUGAAGCUGUUCUGUAUGAGAUGAUCUGCAAAUGGAAUCUAGUGGUUUCUGUGAAAAAAGCA
Molecule: messenger RNA, 3262 nt
Organism: Eucalyptus grandis
Lineage: Eukaryota; Viridiplantae; Streptophyta; Magnoliopsida; Myrtales; Myrtaceae
Product: receptor protein kinase TMK1
Exons: 2
Coding region: 208-3042 (944 amino acids)
Biological process (GO): protein phosphorylation
Molecular function (GO): protein binding; ATP binding; protein kinase activity
Source: RefSeq, a predicted model, not a curated record